This is a messenger RNA of Dreissena polymorpha, 3917 nucleotides long. RefSeq lists its product as uncharacterized. Bases 163 to 1698 code for a protein of 511 amino acids. The record is from RefSeq and is a predicted model, not a curated record. The transcript is spliced from 10 exons. NCBI's taxonomy places the organism in Eukaryota, Metazoa, Mollusca, Bivalvia, Myida, Dreissenidae.
CAUGGUUACGGUAAACAAUAUGGCUGCGCCCAUCAAUUUUCGCUAUUUACAAAAAUGUAACUAUUAAAUCAUUUUCCUCAUAUUGGAGGGAAAUUGCUCUUGUAAGUAACAUUGAAUCAGCGGCUAGAUGGUCAUUAUGAGAAUUAAAAGGGCAACACAAACAUGACGGCUUACAAAUUCACUUCGCACCGUCAGCUGCGGGACAUCUUAAAUAAUGUAGAAAAGGUUCAGAAAACAAACAUAGAUGAAUUUUCCUGGGGACAUCUGAAUGAGAAAAAACUGUACAAGCCCCCUUACAGUGAGACACAUGGCCGAAUAUGGAAGUCAUCCAAGAAAAAGAAGGCCCAAGUGAAAGACAGUGACAUAAUACCUGGGCUGAUGUUAACGAAAUCAAGCCCAAAGAAAGAUAAUGGUAAAAAAAUGAAGGAGGUUCUCUAUGAGUUCAGUGUAGGUACAAUUGGAAGUGUCCCUUUUCCAUCACCAGCCAAAUCCCUCACACCUCGAAAGCAAAAGGUUGAAGAGUUUAGAAAAGCAGCAUCUAGUUCUAGUAAGCCAGCAGAGGAGGGUAUUGAAUCAAGACUGGAUACAGCUUCACCCAAGUCUCUCUAUUCUCAACUGGACGAUGGGAUACUCAUUGAAGAGCUGCCCAAUCAAGAAAUGAUGGUCACUUCUCCUAGAGGACACCCUGUUCAUUACAUGCCAAAAAUAUCGAAGCCCACUGACGAAGGUUAUGACAUCAUGCAAGACUUACAACAGAGACUUGAUACUGAGGGCUACUUGACUCUAAAGCACUCAUUUCUGCCAUCAUUUACUGCAGGAAUUACGAAGGCAGAUCAGUUUAACAAGCUGAGACAGUUUGAGAGUUCUGUGCUGAAGAAACAAGAGACUCGAGAGAUGAAAGUGUUGUCAGGGGUAAAGGCUGUGGCACAUUUAGAAAAGAGGCUAGAGGAGGACCUGGAGAUGAUGAAUCUGAGUGGUAUUGGCCCCAACUUCCACAAGCUCCAGGUCUACAGCAACAGCUUUGAGGAUCUCAUUGAUGAAACACAGACGUUUGGCUACAUGCUGAAGUGUAUUAAGUCAGAGUAUGACAACUACAUCACACGGCUGCUGGACAGUCAGACCCCCCAACACAGUCGGCUACUACGUGACCAGGUGCAGCAGAUGUCAGUGCGAGGCACGUCACGCCCCCAGGAGCUCGAGGAGGCAAAGCAGCGGGUGGCGAGACAGGAAGAUCAGGCUCGCAACCUUCUGGCGGAGAAUGAGAGACUCCGGCGUGAAGUGGCAGAGGAAGCAGACUGGUUGGCUAAUGCACCAGAACCAGAGCCGCCCUCCAUCCCCAUCAUCCAGAGGUACGUGGACGACACGCCCAUCGAGCUGGCUGAGGAGAUUGAGCACAUCAAGGCUCUCAUACUCGAAAAGCUUGACGCACUCACUGAACUGAGACGUAAACUGAGGCUUGAGUUUGUGCCACUCACUGUGUGCACUCACCUGGAACAGUGUAUCAAGGAGACUCAGAUCGAGGUGCAGAAGUUGCUGAAGCAGAACGAGUACUUUGAGAGAAGCAACAAUGAGAUGGAGAGCGAGCUGAGAGAGUCCAUCCAGACUGCGGACACUAGUGAGAGGGAUGCCAGUGACUGUCUCUUCAACACUGUACUGGCCUUGAUUGCUAUCCAUCUAGGCGUAUCUGGAAGAAGGUGAACUCUUUGAAGGGUCUGCCCCGCGUUAACCUGUCACAUGACGAGGCCGCGCUGGAGGACAGCGAUGACGAGGAGGAUGACGAGACCAAGUGGAACUGGUACAUCUCCUAGGCAACACAGCACCACGGCAACCGUACUCCUUGGAAACCAAUCAUCGCUUUGGAAAAUAACUGAACUUCUUGUGGUGUUUUUUGUGCGUGUGGUGUUUUUCAGUGUUGUUAAAAUAAUGUUAUAACGCCUAGAAUAAAGGUAACACUGCAAAGUAUGAGUUUUAGUGUAUAGGCUAGUAUUUGUAGUUACUCUAUUCGCUCAGACACUGUAGUGUUUGUUGUCCUUCUUUGAUAUAUAUUUUCAUGCAUGCCUUUAAAGCUGCCUCAGCACUUUAGACAUGUACAAAUGACACCAAUGUUUGCAAUGUAACCACAAGGAUACAAGUGCAGUCAAAGUUAUGGAUUCUGUAGCCAAGCAGCUAAAUCUACAUUUGUGCAUGUUUUUUAAUGUAAAAGUUGGGAAGCCUUGUAAAAUUUUUUUUUUUGACCCCAAUGUAAAUUUUUAAACCUUUACUUAUAAAUUGUUACAAAGCUCCUCACAACUCUAUUGAAAUAAACUCAAAUGUGUUGCAAUGUGUCAACAAGUGUUUGAAAACUUUUGUUAAUGUGAAGACAAUGUUAUGACAGACAGCUCAUUACAAAAAUUCUUGCAUUAUUGGAUUUAUAAGAUGUUUAGCUCGCUUCAUAUUGUUAUCACCCUAUGUCUGGCGUCAAUCUUCAUGUGGUAUGUGUCAUCAACUUUUAGCUAGUUACCAUUCUUAAAGGCCACAUUUGUCAUCUAAUCUUGAAAAAAAAUGGUCAGAAUCAGAAUAUUCAUCAUGACAAAAUCAAGAGUUUGAAUCUGGUUCAUGUACAUCCAAAAUCUAGGUCACCAGGGAAAACCUGGUUAUCACUAGAGGCCACAUUUAUGACUCAACCAUUGAUGAAACUUAGUAUGUUUAUAUUUAUAAUAUCCAAGUUUGAAUCUGUGCAAGGUGCAUCCUAAUACUAGGCCACCUGGUUUAAUCUUAAACAAGAUGUGUUUGUGAAUCACUAUGUCCCCCAUAUAUUUGACCUUUGACCUUAAAGGAUGACCUUAACCUUUUCCCUCUCAAAACGUGCAGCUCCACGAGAUACACAUGCAUGCCAAAUAUCAAGUUGCUAUCUUCAAUUUUGCAAAAGUUAUGGCCUAUGUUAAAGUUUGACGGAAACAAAUAAACCAACAGACAGGGCAAAAACAAUUAUACUGGGGGACAUAAAAACUACUUGUUUGCACUCUAAAGGCCACUGGUAUGAAUCAGUCUUGAUGAAACUUAAUCAGAAUGAUCGUCUUAUCAAUAUGAAGGCCAUGUUUGAAUCUGGAUCAAGUGGAUCACCAGGUCAAGUUUGAAACUAGAUCACCAGGUCAAGUCUGAAACUAGAUCACCAGGUCAAGUCUGAAACUAGAUCACCAGGUCAAGUCUGAAACUAGAUCACCAGGUCAAGUCUGAAACUAGAUCACCAGGUCAAGUCUGAAACUAGAUCACCAGGUCAAGUCUGAAACUAGAUCACCAGGUCAAGUCUGAAACUAGAUCACCAGGUCAAGUCUGAAACUAGAUCACCAGGUCAAGUCUUCAUCAAUUGAUGUCCAUGAACUCAGAAUGAUGAGUGUUAAGAGCCAUAAUGGCCCUGUUGUUUCAUAUUUCGAGUGUGAUCCUUAAGCAGCUCUAUAGAUUAGAUAGUUAACAUGAUUGUACAGUUACAUUUUCACAUUAUUUAACAAAACUAUAUACACGUGUUCUUUUGUCAUUCCUGCAGGAAAUGACAUUAACCAAUGUCUUAAAAAGUACCUUUGUGAUGAAAAAUUAAUGCAUUGGAAAGUCACACUGGAGUUGCAAUGCACCUCCAAAAUUGACACUGCAGAAUGAAAUCAGGUGAGACUUCUAGACAUUAUCAACUGUUUCCUUACUUGUUCCAUUACCCAUAUCCUGAAGUACAAUGAGAGACAAGCAUCAAAAGUUUUGUUGUGAUAGAAUCAUCAAUACUUUCAUAUGAUAUGGUUUCCUGUAUACAUUAAAAAAUUUGUCAAUAUGUUUUUCAUAAAUUUUGAUAAAUAUUUCAUUCAAAUAAUAUAAUGUUGACUAUUGGUUUGCUGGACGCACAGUUUAGUUGUUAUGGCAUAAUUAUUUGUUUUAAUAAACUUGCUAGAUGA